AUGAAACUCCUCUUCCUCCUCGUCCCCCUAGUCCUAGCAUGCACCAAAAACGAAGACUGUAACCUAAACGGUCAAUGCAACCAAACCUGCAUCUGCGAUCCAGGCUGGACAGGCAAAACCUGCGGAAAGCUCGACCUCCGCCCCGGCCCAACCUCCAAUGGGUACAAUCGUACAGAAGAGGGGAUCUCAUCAUGGUGUAACGAAAUCAUCCAUGAUCCCAUAAACAAAGACCUUUACCACCUUUUCGUUUCCGAAUUCACGCACGGCUGCGGACUGGACUACUGGUCUCCGUACAGUCGGAUUAUUCGUGCGGAAUCGGUGCAUCCUUUGGGUCCGUAUACCUUGAAGCAGGUUAUUGUGUCUGCUUUUGCGCAUAAUCCUUCCGUGGUGUGGAGUGAAAGGGACAAGGUAUUUCUACUUUAUCAUAUUGGGUGUUCGCAAGAUGUGCCGGCCGUGUGUGAGAAUAUGGAAUUCUCGUGUGGGCCUGGGAACACUGUUAAUGGGGAGAGUGGGAUUAGUGUUUUGUCUUCUGAGGAUUUGGUUCAUUGGUCUUCCAGGGGACGAGUGGUUUCUGGCAGUAAUGGAGGUUGGGAUGCUGAUGUUACCAAUCCUGCUCCGUUGCAUGUUGUUGAUGUUGGGACUGAUGAGACGAUGCUUGCUUAUCGGGGGUGCCCGUUUAAUUGUAAUGGGACGGAAAGGAUCAAUGUUGCGUCUGCGUUGGGGUAUACUGGUCCGUAUACUGGUCAUUCUGGCCCUGUGUUUGAGGAACCCAGUGAGGAUCCUUUUGUUUGGGUGGAUAAGCGUGGGAACUUUCAUAUGCUGGUGCAUUCUUUACUACCUGAUGCAGGAUUCGGGGAUGGUCCCAAUGUUGGGCGUCGUGGUUAUUCGAAGUCUUGGGACGGCCCUUGGGUGUUUGAUAUGGAGACGGUGGCUUUUGAUACAAAGGUUUUGUUCAGUGAUGGAUCAAGCAUUGAGUACUAUCGGCGAGAGCGUCCUAGUCUUUUCUUCAGUGAAGAUGGAGAAAUGACUCCGUUGUUUCUUUCGACUGGGGUUCAAGAGGUGAACUCUUCUGCCAGUUAUUCGUUGAUCCAGCCAGUUGGUGGAACUUAG
Penicillium odoratum is the source of this 1110-nucleotide messenger RNA. RefSeq lists its product as uncharacterized. Bases 1 to 1110 code for a protein of 369 amino acids. NCBI's taxonomy places the organism in Eukaryota, Fungi, Ascomycota, Eurotiomycetes, Eurotiales, Aspergillaceae. The transcript has a single exon. The record is from RefSeq and is a predicted model, not a curated record.